Molecule: messenger RNA, 1358 nt
Organism: Purpureocillium takamizusanense
Lineage: Eukaryota; Fungi; Ascomycota; Sordariomycetes; Hypocreales; Ophiocordycipitaceae
Exons: 1
Coding region: 250-873 (207 amino acids)
Source: RefSeq, a predicted model, not a curated record
GGAAAAUCCUUACAGCCCAGCCUCGCUCAUUUGGUACAUCGGACCGCGACCAACACCCGUCGCAAGUCAAGUCGCGGCAGUUCGCUCGGCCUGCCGUUCCGAUUUAUAUAUCGGAGGGGACUCCUCGUCUCUGAGCUCUCCUCAUCAGCCGCCGCACUCUCCCGUCGCCGCCCCCCUGCCUGCCCUUCGACAUCGCCAUCGUCUCGCACGCCCGUCCAAGCUCCGCCGGCCCUCUGCCGCGUCUCCACGAUGCCGAACACGCCCCCACCCGCGUUGUUGCCGCCGCCCGAGGGCAUCUUCCGGACCUUUGAGGACCUCAUGGCGUCGGUGCAGCGUGUCGCCAAGGACCAAGGGUACGGCAUCGUCAAGCUGCGCGCCUCAAACUAUCGUGACGGCAAGCCAACGCGCUACGACCUCGUCUGCGACCGAGGCGGCGUCAAGUACAACAGCACCGCCAAGAAGCGCAAUCCCUCGACGCGCAAAAUCGACUGCCCUUUUCGCGCCAAGGCCGUCUGCGAGGUCCAACUGGGGAACCAGUGGCGGUUUGCGCUGCAGGAGCCGCGCCAUAACCACGAGCCGCGCGUGCCAUCCGGGACGCCCGGACAGGAGAACGCGCCGCUCGCCACGACGAUCCGAUCCUUCACAAACAAGCUCGACCGCUUGAGCCACGACAUGGCGCAGAGCUUCAUGCGGAUAGAGCAGAGGCUAGAUAACAUCGAGAAGCGUAUGGAGAAUCUCGAGGCUCGCGCCGGCUCCUACGAACCCCGUUUCCAGGCCGUCGAGGGCCGGUUGCAGGGCAUGGAGGGCGCGCGCAUGGACGGUCUCGGCAUGGACGACGUGGAAUCGCGCCUGCUGGCCUCGUCAGUCAUGUAGGGAGAUGACCGGAGCGCGCAGCACAUGGCGGGAGUGGGCGUCGGAGAAGCGCUGGGGGACACGGAGACUGACGACAGAAGCGCGUCGGUGUGGGCGUCGUCGGGGAUGUGACACGAGCAGCCAUUUGCCCUGCGCCACACGGACGGGACCCCGGGGUCGUCGAGUUGGACGGCGUCGGAAUAGGGACGCACAGGUCCUGUAUGCGGGGGUGAUGUCUGAUACCACGGCAGGGGCGGCAUCAGGGAGGGAAAGUUCCCAGACGGGUACCACUAGGGAGAGGCUAUCACGGGCGUUCCGGAAUCACACACCACCAUUGUUUGUUCAGUUUGCUUGGCACGGGGUCUUGCGGUUCAGGGAUUUGCUUUCUUUUUUUGUUAUGUGGUCGCCAACGAGUGCGCGUGCAAAAUACGUUGAUGGGGGUUCCAGGUUCGUCCACAGACUGGUGGGUUUUGGUUGUUUGCGCAAAGAGAAAGAGAGAGAAGAGG